This is a messenger RNA of Chelonus insularis, 474 nucleotides long. Its product is annotated as cuticle collagen 3A3-like. Bases 1 to 474 code for a protein of 157 amino acids. NCBI's taxonomy places the organism in Eukaryota, Metazoa, Arthropoda, Insecta, Hymenoptera, Braconidae. The transcript has a single exon. The record is from RefSeq and is a predicted model, not a curated record.
AUGAGUCCUUACUGCGGCCUAGGCAGAGCUCGAUUUUUCGAGGCGCCAAAGGCUGUGGAGGGGAGGCAGGCCGAACCCGGAAAGAGGAAAUUACCGGUGGCAGGGACCUCCAAGGUGGUACCCCCUCCGAGAGGAAAGAGGAGGCGUGCGGAAACGCACGCAGCCUCUACCUCGAAGGAGAAGGGAGCACCAGGAGGGCCCACCAACCCUCCACCUCCGAGGGAGCCAUCACAGGGGCUUGAGAAAGCGAACUGUGAAGAAGGCAAACCUCGGACCAGUGGACGGGCUACGCCAACUCCUGGGGCACGGGGGAGACCCACGAAGAACCAGGAGUUGGCAAGGGUGGGGAGGGUCCUGUCUCAGAUCAGGCUAACCGACAUGGUAAAGCCUGGAGCAGAACCUACGGGUAACCCUCCUACGGGAGAGGGCGCAAAAAGGGACGGCGACAUGGCUGGCCCUUCUACGCAGGAUUAA